AUGGUGUGCUAUGUUCUGGUGACGUCAUGCGUGUCACUUGUCUCGCGCUCUGAACAAUACAAACAUCGCUUUGUCGAGACUGGACCACAGCUGCUCCACACAGCUCUAACUGAUAUGGAUCUCCCCGUGGGGCGCCAUCCAGUGACCGCUCUGUGCAUUGCCCUGUGCUGCCUGUGGGGAGGAGAGUCCAUGCCAGAUCCCAAACACAGAGAGGCUCUGAUGGAGAUGGAGGCCUCCAUGCAGACGGGAGGUCAGCUGGUGAUGAGCGACAAGGAGAAGGUUCUGAACGCGCGGUUCUUACAGAUGAAGCAGGCUGAGGUGAUGAGGCCUGACUUCCCUCCUGCCAUGCACUUCUUCAAGGCCAGAGAGCUCAUCAAGGAAAGCCCCCUCUUCAGUCUGCUGCGGAAAGCGCCCAAAGGCGCGGCUCUACAUGUACAUGACUUAUCAAUGACGGCCGUGGAGUGGCUGGUGAAGAAUGUGACGUAUCGGCCCGACCUCUACAUGUGCUCCUCGGACACUCAGUCCUUACGAUUCAUCUUCUGCUCUCAAAUCCCCCAACCUCUGGCUCGAUGCUCCCCGUGGGUUUUACUGGAGAAACUCAGGAAUGCGACCGUAAAUGUGACAGAGCUUGAUGACAGAAUAAUGAGGAGCAUGACCGUGUUCACCGACCAGGACCCAGAAACACUUUACCCAACGCAGGAUGUGGUGUGGGAGCGUUUUGAAGAGGCGUUCAUGGCUCUGAGGGGCCUGGUCAACUUCGCUCCGGUCUUCAGGGAUUACUAUUACCAAGGCCUCCGCGAGUUUUACGCCGACAACGUCAUGUACCUGGAGCUGCGGGCAGUGCUCCCAGAGGUUUACGAGCUGGACGGCAGCACCCAUGACAUCACCUGGAGUCUCAAAACCUACCAGGAAGUGACUAGAAGCUUCACUGCCGAUCAUCCGGGUUUCUUUGGCGCAAGAGUGAUUUUCAGCUUUCAUCGGCACGUGAACUCAACCGUGAUGGCUCGAGUUGUAGAAGAGGCCAUGAAGCUGAAGAGAGACUUUCCAGAUUUUGUGGCAGGCUUUGAUUUGAUGGGCCGUGAAGACCAGGGCAGACCACUGUGGUACUUCCGCCAUGAGCUGUCUAUGCCGUCUGACCGAGGGCUGCUUCUUCCCUUCUAUUUCCAUGCUGGAGAAACGAAUUUGGAGGGUUCAGACGUGGACCAGAACCUGCUGGACGCUCUGUUGUUCAACACGUCGCGUAUUGGACAUGGCUUUGCUUUGCUGCGUCACCCGGUGGCCAAGGAGCUCUCCAGGAAAAGAGGAGUUGCUGUGGAAAUCUGCCCCAUCUCAAACCAGGUUACGAAGUUGGUCGAUGACUUAAGAAACCACCCAGGCGCUGUCCUGAUGGCAGAGGACCACCCUCUGGUCAUCAGCUCCGACGAUCCAGCCAUGUUCGGAUCCUCCGGUUUGUCCUACGACUUCUAUGAGGCUUUAGUCGGGUUUGGAGGCUUAAGAUCUAACUUGAGGACCCUGAAAUCUUUGGCCAUCAACUCUAUAAGGUACAGUUCAUUACCAGCAGCACAACAAGAGAAAGCUUUGGCCAUGUGGCAGAAACAAUGGGACAAGUUUAUAUCUGAGAAUACUUAA
Molecule: messenger RNA, 1629 nt
Organism: Knipowitschia caucasica
Lineage: Eukaryota; Metazoa; Chordata; Actinopteri; Gobiiformes; Gobiidae
Source: the annotation of a GenBank genome assembly